AUGGCGGUCAAGUUCACGAAGAUGAUGAUCGUCUUUGCUCUCUUUUUUCUAUCCAUUUUCUCCUCAUUUUCCUCUUGUCCUGAUUAUCAAAAACAAUCCCUUCUUCAGUUCAAAUCCGUCUUGCUCAAUGCAACAACUAAAAACUCCGGCUUCUUACAAUCAUGGAAUUCCAGUGCUUCCGACUGUUGCUCUUGGGAUAGGGUCAUUUGCUCCCCGUUCCAGCAGGUUGUUGAAUUACAUCUUAAUUUCCUAAUCACUGACUUGAAUUCGAUGGUUCUUUCUUCCUCUGUUCUGGCUCCCCUGUUUCAUAUAACCUCCCUAACGCUACUAGACGUAUCCUUCAAUUAUUUCCAUGGUGAUCUUCCAACUGAAGGCUGGGACAAUCUCACCACAUUGGUCCAUCUUGACAUGAGUUCUAUUUCAGCCACAGGCAAAAUUCCCACACAAUUAUAUCGCUUGAGAUCCCUUAGUGCUCUAUACUUAUCAGAUAAUAAGUUUUCGGGCUCUUUGAGUCCUGAAAUCGGGAACUUAACUAGUCUCGUCACGUUAGAUUUGGGUUCGAAUUAUUUUGGUGGAAAGAUCCCUGAGGAGAUUGGAAACCUCACCGAGUUACAAAGCCUUUACCUGAAUAAAAAUGGCUUCUUCGGUGGAAUUCCAUUGUCAGUUCUGAAUUUGAAACAACUUCAGGAGUUAGAUUUGAGUUACAACCAAUUGUCUCUCCAGAUUCCAACUAACAUAGGACAUUUGCUUAACCUGUCUAAAUUGUCUUUGAGCAACAACAAGUUCACGGGUGAAAUUCCUCUGUCAUUGCAGAAUCUGACGAAAAUGAGGGAUCUUAGGCUCCGAGAUAACUCGCUCACCGGAGAAUUACCAUCUUGGUUGUUCGAUUUCGAGACGCUCUAUGUAUUGUAUCUUGGAGGCAAUAACUUGAUGUGGAAACACAAUAACUCCAAAAUAGUACCCAAAUCCAGGUUAUCUUAUCUUUCUCUGGGAUCCUGCGGUUUGACAGGGGAAAUCCCUGAAUGGAUUUCGACCCAAAAAGGCCUUCGUUAUUUGGAUUUGAACAAGAACAAUCUCUCGGGAACAUUUCCACUUUGGCUAGCUGAGAUGAAGCUUCUUUAUGUGAUUAUCUCAGAUAACAAACUCGCUGGCUCUCUUCCUCCUCAGCUCUUCAAAACCAACACCUUGGAAUUCCUUGAUCUAUCGCGGAAUCGCUUCUCGGGCGAGCUACCGGGCAAUAUUGGUGAUGCUACCAAAGUUAUGGUUCUUAUGUUGUCGGAAAACAACUUCUCCGGGUCUCUUCCUAGCUCCAUGUCUUUCAUGGAAAGCCUACAACUUUUGGAUUUAUCAAAGAACAAGUUCUCUGGAAACAACUUUCCAUCAUUCGGUGGCGAUUCGCUUGAACUAAUUAAUUUGUCUUCCAAUGAGUUGUCAGGUGAAAUUCCGGUAGCCUUCCCACAGAUAACAAGGAUUCUUCUCUUGGGUAACAACAAAUUCUCUGGAGCAAUUCCUCGAAACCUCACCAGCUUGAUCAAACUUGAACAACUCGAUCUUCAUGAUAACAGAAUUUCAGGGGAAUUCCCUGAUUUUCUAACAGAAAUUUCCACUCUUCAGAUCCUAAUCCUCAGAAACACAUCCCUUCAAGGUUUUAUCCCAAACAACAUUUGUGAACUCAAUGACCUCCGAAUCCUUGAUUUUUCCCGGAAUAAUCUUACAGGAAACAUCCCAAAAGAUCUUGGAAAUCUCACCAGAAUGACCGAAAAGCCUCCAGCAGAUUCCGUCCUAGCAACUUACUUCAUAAUGCCAUUUGAACUAGACAAGCCCUUAUCUCACGUCUCCGAAUUGAUUGUCAACUGGAAGAGAUCAAUGCUGGCACUUCCAUCAGCUCCAGGACUCGACGAUGUUUAUUCAUUAUUAGACUUGUCCAUGAACAAACUCUCAGGUGAAAUUCCAACAACACUUGGUAAUCUCAAAGGGCUGAAAAUAUUGAACAUUUCCUUCAACAAUGUAUCCGGAACCAUACCAUACAACUUUGGGUACUUGGAGAAUCUGGAGAGUUUGGACUUGUCACAUAACGAUCUCUCUGGCGUGAUCCCGCCAUCGUUUAAGAACCUGCAACAACUCACUACUUUGGAUGUUAGCUACAACCAGCUCGAGGGUCCGAUUCCCACAGGUGGACAAAUGGAUAGCAUGAAUAACCCGAACGACUUUGCUAAUAACAUGGGGUUGUGUGGGAUUCAAAUACGACUGCCAUGUCAAGUGAAUACACCGUCUUUGCCGAGUUCAGGACACGGUGAUGAGACCCAUGAUGAGUCAAGUUUUUCCUGGGAAGGAGCUCUGAUUGGUUUUCCAGUUGGGGUUUUCCUUACCAUUUUGAUCAUAUAUUUAACUGGUUGGUUUCAAGCAGCCACAUUUGCCCCAAUUCCUGGUAGGAGGCGCCAGAGAAGAAGAGCUAUCUCAAGGAGGAUCAGAGUCUAGAUACAUAAAACAUCAUCAUAACACUAUUGUGAUGAAAUGACUUAAAAUUCACGUGACUCUCAAAACAGCAAGCCGGAAACAGAAUUUCCGAUUACUAAUUGAUUUCUAAUCCAAUAAUUUGUUCUACAAGCCAAACAACCAUGACUCGUGGUUCGUUAGGUUUUUUAUAGCUGG
Oldenlandia corymbosa var. corymbosa is the source of this 2652-nucleotide messenger RNA. NCBI's taxonomy places the organism in Eukaryota, Viridiplantae, Streptophyta, Magnoliopsida, Gentianales, Rubiaceae. The record is from the annotation of a GenBank genome assembly.